AUGUCGACUACCGAAAACAACACCCAGUCAUUAGACUUAGACGACAAGAAAUGUCACCUUCUCGAGCUGCCAGCUGAGCUUCGCCUCGAGAUCUACGAGCAGGUCUUUCCGCUCGAGGAGCCAGAGAUUCGCCUGUACGACCGCAAUCCAGCUCUCCUCUACACGUGCUUCGAAAUCUACGAAGAAGCACUCGCCGUCUACGAAAAGCAUCUCAACGCAGUCACCGACCACGCCAAAAGGGAACUCGACAUUGGGCAGAAAGCUGUGGAGACUGUGCUAGAGGCAUACCCAGGCUUGGGCAUUUACAUCCCGACAUUCGAGACUGAGCUCGCAAAGUUGUGUGCAGACGGAUGGGCACGUAUUGACACGGCUCAAUCAGUUUCGGAGGCGAAUGUUACUCGGUGGGAGAAACUCGGCGUAUGCAGUAUCAGAGGAAUGGUUAGCCAGGAACGGGUGGAGGAGGGCAAGAGGAAGGCAGGGGCUGCACUGCUAAAUGACAGAUCCUAG
This is a messenger RNA of Fulvia fulva, 507 nucleotides long. RefSeq lists its product as uncharacterized. The coding region runs from base 1 to 507 and encodes 168 amino acids. NCBI's taxonomy places the organism in Eukaryota, Fungi, Ascomycota, Dothideomycetes, Mycosphaerellales, Mycosphaerellaceae. The transcript has a single exon. The record is from RefSeq and is a predicted model, not a curated record.